AUGGCAUCCUGGAAAAAGGUAUUGGUAAUAUUUCUGGUAUACUAUGCUCUUCUUUUUAUCGGGGCAGCUAUCAUUAUGUUUAUAGAGGCCAAUGAGUUGGAGUCAAUACCUUUGGCUCGUAACAUAACACAGCCAUUGGUUCAUCUAAUUGAAGAGGAACUAAAUGUCACGGCUAAUAGCACCGUGAUAAACAGGGUGAUCGAACUCUCGAAAGAAAUCGCCGAGAAAUCGAAAAAAGAAAAGGAUCUGGAAUGGAGAAGAGAGAUUUCAUGGUCAGUCUUGUACAAAUGGAGGUAUUUCGUACACAUUACAUUAACAACUCUAGGAUACGGCGAUAUCGUACCCAUGACAGAUGGCGGCAAAAUAUUUGUCAUCAUAUAUGGCACAAUAGGCAUUCCAGUGAACAUCAUAUUCAUAACCACUAUUGGCACAGUGCUAUCUCAUUUAUUCCAAGCCAUCAUUAAGACAACUGAGAAACGAAUCUUCAAGAUCAGAAACAUAAACAAUGUGGAAAUAAAAACAUCUAUACUCUUGACGGUAUUCUGUGUUCUAUGGCUUGCUGUGGGUGCUGGUGUCAACACUUCGGUAAUGAAAUGGUCUUGGACCGAAGGGUUUUAUGCUGCAUUUGUGCGUCUGAGCACGAUUGGCUACGGAGACUAUAAAAUAGAUUUCACGAGAGUAAAGAGCUUCGGAGAGCUUAUAGCAUGGUACACAAAUGUCGGACUCGCACUAGCAGCUGGCGUUUUUGAUGCCUUUAGCACCUGGAUGCAGCCAAAGAGUAAAGCGAGCCAAACCAGUCAAAAGAGGAAACAAUCUCAAAUCGACAAAGAACAGAGCAAAAUAGGAAACCAAAACAAAGCUGUGGAAUUGGACGACAUAUUUGUAAAAACACAAAACGACAAAAUGGCUACUUAACCUUGGGCAUAGGACGAAGAAAAAUAAAUUAUUUUCUAUUAACUUUAAUGAUGCUGACAAUUUCAAUUUCAGGCACUUUGUUCGAAAGUAUAAAGAUAUAUUGUUAAAAGUUAUGUAAAAGUGCAUCUUGCACGUCACCAAAUAUAUUUACGUCUGCAGUGAAAGGAGAAAGGUCCAGCUUAAUUUCUUGAAAAGUUUAAUGAAAAGUUUAUUUUGAGGUUCAGUUAAGAAAAACAAAAAUAAAUCAGCCAAGAUCAAUUCUAUAAUCCCGUUUCUGCUUCUGUAAAUUUGUGGGAAUUAUGCUAAUGAACAUGAAAAAAAAUUAUCUUUCAUAGGACACAAAAAUGAUCUUAUUGAAGGCAAAUGAUAAGGAAUAUCGGUUGUAAGAAAUAAGCUUUAUUUACGCACCUGAACAAUACGGACGAGCGAAUCGGAAUGAUCCUCAAACACUUUUUGAAAAGCCUUGCUUGGUAAUCUGAGAAAUCAAAAUUACAGCUUGAAAAAUUGAGAAACAACAAACGCAGCCAAAUAAUGACAACAUUUCAUGGAAAGUCAAGAAUUAGAAAACUUUUGCAAUACAAUGCGAAAAUUAGAAAUGCGUCACUAUUUUGACAGAAGUAUGUCGGCCAAAUAACGAUUCUAAUUUGUCAACUGAAGUCUGUUUAUUGAGUACUUCGUUUUAACUUCGUUUAUGUUUACUUUCAAAAACAAUUCUUUCGAAUGUCAUUUUUAGUUAGCUUUCCGCAUAAAAUUAAAACAGUAUAACUUUCGUUUUGUUUUCUUUUUACUUUCAUCUGAUGCUUAUAUCAAAAGCUUCGUAAUACACAAACCGUCAUGAAAGCGAAA
Molecule: messenger RNA, 1761 nt
Organism: Rhopilema esculentum
Lineage: Eukaryota; Metazoa; Cnidaria; Scyphozoa; Rhizostomeae; Rhizostomatidae
Product: potassium channel subfamily K member 2
Biological process (GO): potassium ion transmembrane transport; stabilization of membrane potential
Cellular component (GO): plasma membrane
Molecular function (GO): potassium ion leak channel activity; outward rectifier potassium channel activity
Source: RefSeq, a predicted model, not a curated record